AUGUUUCUCAAAGCUUGCUCUAUUGUGGUUUCCACCGUUUUGGAUAUCUGUUCUAUCAUUGGGUCUCUGGCAUUUUACAAAGUGGUCAAUAGAUUCUCCCGCUUUUUCUACGUCGCCCAGUUGUACCGCUACCUCUUCUUGGUAAUUAGCUUCCUUGCAACUCUCAACUCUCUCUUGGCUACCAAGCUGAUCCUUGUGAUCAGCCAAUUUGAGACCAUGAUGUCGAUUUUCAUUGAUGAAGAAUACCCCGGUUCAUGGUUGGAUAUCAUGUUCCGUAUCUCGUUUGCAUGCUUUUAUACCAUCACCUGCAUGCAAAUUUUGAUCGUCUCGAUUUUGUUCGUGGUCAAGGCUAAUGACUCGUUCUUCAAUCGCAAGCCGGGAAAAUUCGAUUACUUCCUUAUAUUUAUGGUGGUCCUCGUGAGUAUAGCUGUCGGACUACCAUGCCUUCUAGAGCCUCUGCAAUUGGUCCAUGUCAACGAUGAAUUCUCAUUCCCCCAGCCCCCAUCGGAAUUCAUCAUGUACUCGGUUUUUGUUCUUUUCGCCUGUCUGUUCUGUUGGAUCAUCACCGUUCUUGUUAAUAAGGACAACGUGUUCUCCGAAAUUCUGAUUGUUGGACUUGGAAUGGCUGCUGUGGUUGUGAACAUUAGCCUUCUCUACUUGGGACUGACUGAAGGAUUGGCUCACCUUCUCGAACCGGCCUACAUCGCUCUUCCAAUCACAUCAUCCUUCUUUUCCUCAUCCGUUAUGGCUAGCCGUAUCAUCACCUACCCAAAGGUCCGUACAUUGGUGUUUGAUUUCGUGUUGUGCAAGCAGAAAGUCAAAGUGGAUCCAGUGGUCGUCAACUAUGAGGCAAAUACUCGCAACAACCGGGAAAUCAUCACAAUCAAGAUUUGA
This is a messenger RNA of Caenorhabditis remanei, 894 nucleotides long. RefSeq lists its product as uncharacterized. The record is from RefSeq and is a predicted model, not a curated record. The transcript is spliced from 6 exons. NCBI's taxonomy places the organism in Eukaryota, Metazoa, Nematoda, Chromadorea, Rhabditida, Rhabditidae. The coding region runs from base 1 to 894 and encodes 297 amino acids.